Oncorhynchus masou masou (cherry salmon) is the source of this 6924-nucleotide messenger RNA. Its product is annotated as beta-citrylglutamate synthase B-like. Bases 1065 to 2261 code for a protein of 398 amino acids. Gene Ontology annotation, biological process: protein modification process. The transcript is spliced from 5 exons. Gene Ontology annotation, cellular component: cytoplasm. Lineage: Eukaryota; Metazoa; Chordata; Actinopteri; Salmoniformes; Salmonidae. Gene Ontology annotation, molecular function: ATP binding; metal ion binding; N-acetyl-L-aspartate-L-glutamate ligase activity. The record is from RefSeq and is a predicted model, not a curated record.
GUGUAUCACAGCAUCCGCGCGCCCUCGUUGGUCACACCCCUAUGUUAAAUCACGCAUUCUCAUCCGCACACAUGCCUUGCGAGCCUCCGCAGCAUCAGCCCCCUGAUUGGACAAUAACCCCGGGUACAUUCGUUCUCGUCCGGCGCCCCGGGGAUCAUUUUAGAACCAAUCCAAUUGUCUAAAAUACACGAACUCGGCCCAUUCGGUGUCAUGAGCGAGCUAAAACGAAUGCACCUAUUAAUGCACCCGUUGGUUGACAAGCUGCGAUUGGUCGGUAUGAUGACAUAAACUCGAUUAUCAUUCUCCAUCUAUUUUCGGGGAACGCGGACAAUUUUGUUGUAAACGAAGCGCGUGCUUGAAGAGAAACGCAGAACUGGAAACAAACGUGCACCUUUUUAGUACCCGAUCCUCGUGGAUAGCCGUACAGGUCCAUUCCGCCAACAGCUAAUCAAUCAGACCAAACAAGCGUGGGUAUACAAGCAGCAGCCUUCUUUUUUUCGAUAAUCAUACAGCUACCACAAUUGUGUUAUUCAGCCAAGCGGCUGCCGCGUUGACUGGAUAGCAGGCCAAGCUGUUGAAUUCGAUGAGCGGAGGAUUCGAAGCAAUACUGCACAAGCUUUGUUUGCCCUAAAGGGCUGCAAGUGCAAGGAGCCAUAACUAAUACUGCUACAAGUAUUGUUUGUAGAAGAUAAUACAUGCUGAUAUAGAUGAGAACGCCCUUAUAAACAGUGUAGUGGAGUUACACAGCCUUUGUCUUGUGGUGCUUAUGAUUCAGCGGGAUGUUGGAUCGGAAGGGACCAGGAAUAACGGCCUGCAAAUGAAGGGACGCAAGUAGAAAUCGAGUAAUUAGUCGACUCCAUUUAAACGAACAGACUCAAUCGUGGUAUUUGCUUUUUCCCCUCCACAUUGCUUGUUCGUGUAGCUGCACUCUAUUGUGUGAGCAUCUUUAUUAUUCCCUUCGCUCUGACCAGGAUCCUGCUCGCUCGCCCGCCCGCCGCCCCCUCGGCCACAGCUGUGUAUUAACUACAUUUUUUUUAAUCGGCACGACACAGUUCGAUAUAAACAUGUGUUCUCGAGUUUGGUUUGUGACCGACCGGCGUAUCCAUCAGGAGUAUCCGCAAGUUCAGAUCCUUCGGGCUCUGAAACAGCGAUGCUCCGAGGAGGAUGUUGAAUUCCGCUCUCUUCUCAUGGACCAAAUCGUGCUCACCAUCAGCGAGGGACAAUUAGGUCUGCGGGUCGAGCAGGAGGUGGUGACGUCCUACCCUCAGGUGGCGGUGGUGCGAGUCCCCACCCCCUGGGUGCAGUCGGACAGUGACAUCACAGUGCUACGCCACCUGGAAAAGAUGGGCUGCCGGCUGGUCAACCGGCCCCAGGCCAUCCUCAACUGCGUCAACAAGUUCUGGACCUUCCAGGAGCUGGCCGGCCAUGGGGUCCCACUCCCUGACACCUUCUCCUACGGAGGACACGAGAACUUCCGCAAGAUGAUUGAUGAAGCGGAACCGCUGGGCUACCCUGUGGUGGUGAAGAACGCACGUGGUCACAGAGGAAAGGCGGUGUUCCUGGCCAGGGACAAGCACCACCUGGCCGACCUGAGCCACCUGAUUCGCCACGACGCUCCCUAUCUCUUCCAGGAGUACGUGAAGGAGUCUCACGGCCGCGACGUCCGGGUGGUGCUGGUGGGCGGCCGCGUCAUUGGCUCCAUGCUGCGCUGCUCCACCGAUGGACGCAUGCAAAGCAACUGCUCCCUGGGUGGCGUGGGGAUGAUGUGCCCGCUGAGUGAGCAGGGCAAGCAGCUGGCGGUGCAGGUGUCCAACAUCCUUGGCAUGGACGUGUGCGGCAUUGACCUGCUGCAGCUCAAUGACGGCUCGUUCGUGGUGUGCGAGGCCAACGCCAAUGUGGGCUUCAUUGCCUUCGAUCAGGCGUGCGGCAUGGACGUGGCGGGCAUCGUGGCUGAUUACGCCCUCUCACUGCUGCCUAGCCGCCUGACACGCAAGAUGUCGCUGCUCUCGGUGGUGUCCAGUGCCAGCGAGACUAGCAGCGAGCCUGAGGUGUGCCCGGUGCCCAGCAACGUACUGCCCGAGGCCGUGUGCAACAUGAGCGUGGGGUCCACUUCUAGUGAGAGCGACCCCGAGCUGGCCGAUACCACCCCGCAGCCCACGAGCCGCCAAGUUGGCUCCAGCCCGGUCCUGCCCAACCUCCCUGACCCGACCUACAACUUCAACACCCUCCUCGCCAACGAGAUCAAACUAUUGACUGAGUGAGCUGAAUACAGCCACGGCACACAUGCACACACACAGACACACUUACAAACACACACCUGAACACAUGGCGAUGGACAUUCCUGUUACAGAGCACACACACAAACUCCUAUACACGUUAUACAGGCAGGAUGGUACAUGCAAAAGCAUGAGCUGAACAAACAAAUAUUAAAUGAAAAAUGCCAUGACCACAGAAACUGACAUUACGAACACGCCUUCUCUUACUAACUCCCCCCAUAAACACAUAGAGAUCUGAGGCUGCUCCCCUGACUCUACUGCUCUUCUCCCCAACUGCGAACAACCCAGUUUUACAACCGCAGGUGGUGGCAGAAGUGGGAUCCAGAAGGUUAGAUGAAUUACUGAAUCUUUUUGUUUUCAAUUGCAUUGUGAGUGUGAGUUGAGUAAGAGCGUUUUUUGGGAGAACCCUAAAGAGCAUUGCAUACAUCAGCACAUAGUCAACCGAAGUUUUAUUUGUUUGCACCAAAGAAAACAAGUGAUGGACAACAAUACAGAUAAAAACACAUUUAAAAACAACUGUUUGCAGGUGUGGUUGGAAGCCCAAGGGCUUAUAUGAAAAUCACGCCAGUCUGUCACCCAAUUAAACUGAACACACACUACAAAACUGUAUUUUGGGGAAUGAGAAUGAUGCGUGGUAGUCGUUAUAGAUCAACCACUGAGUAAGUAGCCAGGCCUGAUUUACUGGUGGUGAAAUGAAGUGUUUUUCAAGUGAUUUUCUCCGUAACUGGGUGAGGGGUACAUACAGAGGACUAGUUAUACUGCCCACCAGCUCCAUGUAGCAGAGGACAGACCUGGUUCACCGUCACAGGGACUAUUAAGUGCAGAUUGGGGUCAAUUCCAUUUUAUACCUCAGUUAAAUCUGGAAAUGGGAUGAUUGAAAUUGACAAAUAAAAAAAUCACUGUCACCUUUCAUUCGUAUUAAAUUUACGAAUGGUCUGUAAUCAAAAUAGGACUUACCACCCAAUGCUGACAAGGAGCCCCUAAGCACGGGAUCAUUAGAAUAACAAAACUGACCUAGCACCAUUGCCAAGAGGCACCUUGUAUAGUAACAACACUACACGAUACCCUCUCAAGAGAUUCCAUCUAGAAAUGCAUAAGCAUAGGUCAAGCACAAUUGACCCUGAAACUCUAAAAUUGAGCGCUACUGUCACUUGGUUUUCAAGUUAAUGUUUUUAGCGGCUUGUUUUUAUUAGGAUUUUACAAGAACAAUAGUCAAACGGCGACUCUUUCUCUUCAUCUGAAAUAAAGCACUUUAAGAUAAACCGAUGAAUUGCGUGGUGGAACUACAUACUCGGGAGCAGGUUGACGUUUAUUGUCAUGAGGGUUGUCCUGGAGGCAGAACUGAGUGAUUUCCCCUUUAGAUAGGCUAGCUGCAAAGUCAGAUUUGUCGAUAUUGUAAAAAUUCUUGAAAAGUAAAAUGUGCUUUUUGGUCUCAAUUUAGGAUUAGAGAUGUUAUGAUUUUAUGGCUGUGCUAGCUAGUGACCAUUCUGCAGAGCUGCCUCCAGAACAAUAUUCAUGACGAAAAACGAUAACCUGAUACUUUGGAGGCAAGUUCAAUCCGUCUAGAAGCUGUCACUACACCUACAAGAAAAAUAUACCUCAAUACAGAAAACUUCUCACUGCCAUAGAAUAAACUACUUUGAGUCAUACAUAUCAGCCAGCAUCCUUGACUUUACAAGAUGUCCCUCCCUUGAUACAUAGGGCGUAGAUAUACUGUAGUCAAGUACAUUUUUUGUAAAUAAUAAUUUUAGAAGUGUUCAUGCUUACUAGUCUCUGGCUGAUAUGAAAACCAUAAGGGCUGAAAUAACUAACUUUCUCAACUUAAACAUUUUGGUAAACUUGUGUAGAAAGAUUGGUUUGUACAGAACUGCAAUGUCAGAAAUAAAUGUUUUACAAAAAACACGAGUGCUAACAUUUCUGUGGAUUUGGCUAAAUGUGUUUAAUCAGCCCAAUGUUUUGGCCGGUGAUGAAUUACUGUUUAUUCAACUCAAGUGAGGUAAUCUUCAUAAACGUGUUGUACAAAUAAAAUGCAAAACAAUACUUACUUUUUUUUACAGUGUGUUUGAUAGAAUGUUACUUUUUUUAUUCCUCAAAAGGAAAACUUCUCCAGGGAUAUCUGUUGGUUACUUGCGGUAAAUCUACCACUCAGCCUUCAAAAAAUACCUAUCCUCUAGGUAUUAACUUUGGGGCAUCCAUCAUCAACCAAAAAGCAUUCGCUGUAAUCAUCCAAAGCACAAGCCACUCUACUUUGUGCCACUUAGUGACUAGCUACAGCAUAGUGUUGAGGCAUAUAUAUAAAAGGCUUCGAUGUCAAACCGUUGACUCUAACAUAACUCAGGGAAGCAGCCUUGAUCUCAUCCCCACUCCUAAGGCAUGUGACAUAUCCAUCCUAGCUACAGAUCUGCCUAAAAUGUGUAUUGAUGACAAACAAAAAAGGAUUUGUAACUAUUAAAAGAUGCGUUGUACCAUUAAGGUUAACACUCACUUUUUUUCCUUACUUGUUUUAUAAUGUUCAGUGUUUUUUCCACUAAUUCAUUUCUGGUAUUUUUUAAGGAUGUGGUUUGUGUGCACUUAUCUUGUCUCAAAUAAAGUGAGGCCGCUGUGAAGCAUGGUUUUUGUGGGGGGCGAUUUACUAACCAGCUGGAAUCUAAUGGAUCUCCAUGAGGAAGAUAUCACGAGUAUGCCAAAUGUGAACACUGCAAAUCAUUUUUGGGAAAGUUUUAGGGACAAUGCAGUCAAGUAUUUCAGCAAGCUCCACUGGGAGGUAACACCAUUUACAGUACUGUGAUUUGUCCAACAUUAUGAAAUAUCUAUUUGAGUAAACUGAAUCCCCUGUACUUGAAAUAGGGCCAGGGGGUCUGAUCAUCAAUAAGUCUAAGUCACCCUGCUUCCACAGUUUCUGGGUGACUGGUCUACAAUUGUUGUUGUCCCUUUUAUUUUCCCAAACGUUACGUUUGAUGUGUUGUCCUGUAUAUCAAGCCUGUGUCAUUCCACAUGUAUACUAAAGAGAAGACAUCCUAGAGUCUAGACCAGGGGGCAAAGUACGGCCAGUCGGGCACUUCAAUCCGUCCCUCGAGACCCCUUUUUUCUCCCCAAUUUUGUGGUAUCCAAUUGGUAGUUACAUCGCUGCAACUCCCGUACAGACUCGGGAGUGGCGAAGGUCGAGAGCCGUGCGCUCUCCGAAACACGACCCAGCCAAGCUGCACUGCUUCUUGACACAAUGCCCGCUUAACCCGGAAGCCAGCUGCACCAAUGUAUCAGAGGAAACGCCGUACACCUGCCGACCUCGUCAGCGUGCAUGCGCCCGGCCCACCAUAGGAGUCGCUAGAGCACGAGGGGACAAGGAAUCUCGGCCUGCCAAACCCUCUCCUAACCCGGACGACGCUGGGCCAAUUGUGUUCCGCCUCAUGGGUCUCCCAGUCACGGCAUGCUGUGACACAGCCUGGGAUCGAACCCGGGUCUGUAGUGACGUCUCAUGCACAGCAAUGCAGUGCCUUAGACCGCUGCAACACUCUUGGGAAGCCACCGCAAAUUGAUUUUAACAAACAAUUGGUCCCACAAGAAAUGCGGCCCUCCAUUGAAAUUCAAAAUCCCGAUGUGGCCCUUGAGCCAAAAAGUUUGCGCACCCCUGGUCUAGACCUUAAUACCAGCCAUAGGAAAUAAUGAAGGGAUUACCAUUUUCUCCAACAUAUGCAUUGUUGAAAUAAUAAUAAUAGUCCUAAUUACUACAUUCAUAUAACCUACAAAGCAUAUCUAUGAUAAUUUACUCUAUGGUUUAGUAUGUGUGUCCAAAAGAACUUUAAAUGCCUUAUCCCAUUUACUUUGUGGAAACUGAUAGGGAAACAAUGAAUGAUUCAAAUUUUCCUGAAAAAACGGCCCCCCCUACACACUCUUUUUAUUCACAAAUAUGCACAGAAUUGGAAACAUCUUUGAAAAAUGUGGUUGGCGUUGUAAGGCAUGAAAAAUGUUUUUAGCUUUGAUUUAAUCUAUCCGGUCUUUUCUGAUCAGUGUCCACCAUAGGAAGGAGACAAAGAACCAAUUGACGAGAACAGGUUACACUGCCUAGUCUAUAUAUGACAUGGAUAAAGCUAGUAAUUGGUAAGUAAUGACAUGGUCCUGGUUUGAUGAUGUAGCACUCCAGCCUGUUCUGUACUGAUGUUAACGUGCUAGUCGGAACAAGGAAACUCGUAAACUUCCGACUUGCUAACUGGUUGUAGUUAUACAUAUGCCGUGUUAAACUAGUUAGCAAAUCAGACAUUUCCGAGUUUCCUAGUUCACUUGUGGUGAGUGAAGGGUCUGUGACCAAAGUCACUAUUUAUUUCUGAAUUGCUGCUGAUGUAUAUUUGGCUCAAUUAAGGAAUCCAAUGUGUUUCUGAGUUUUUCAGUCUCUCAACACCUGGUAGUUAAUCUGAAUGCCAAAAACAAGCAUGGAUGUUAAAAUCAACACUAAUAAUACUAGUAGUGAAAUUAUUAACAUUGAUUCUUUGUGUUUUGAUAUAAAGACAUGACUUGUACAUAUGUAGGACUUGAAAGAGUCCUUCAUUUCAUCCAUCAAUGUGUUCAGAAAUGAACCUGAUGUUUGCUCUAAGGUUUACAAUAUUGAUUGAUAUAUUAAAUUGAUCAAUAAAAAACUGCUUCUGUUAUACCA